Messenger RNA from Cuscuta campestris, 1296 nucleotides. The record is from the annotation of a GenBank genome assembly. Lineage: Eukaryota; Viridiplantae; Streptophyta; Magnoliopsida; Solanales; Convolvulaceae.
GAAGGCUCUGGUUUGGCAAGAUGAUUAUGAUAUUUAUUACUUGUUUAUAGUUUUUAUAUUGUGUAAUUAAUAAUUAAAUGAGCGUAAUUAAGAGCUCCUUUCCCAAAUCAUAGAGUUGCUGGAACCCCCCUGACUCGGAUGGGCAUUUUAGUCCAAGCAAAUUACAACGACUCUUUUUUGCCAAACGGCGUCAAUAUAACCAUAGAACAGUUUGAAGCGAACCAUUCUCAAUCCCCUUCCGUUCUCUGCUCUCUCUCGCUCUCGCUCGCUACAUUGAAUCUGUUCUCAAUCGAUCUCUCAAAGGCUCUCGAUCUUCGAUCUUGAUACUUUGAAUCUCUGUCAUUCUUUAUUCUACAUUCAAUUUUGAUUAAUUUUGUUGAUCUCUUAACGGUCUAAUAUUGUUUUUGCAGGCCCUUUUCUUUCCGAAUAUAUAUUUCUGUUUACAGCUGUUGUUUUUCGCUUAUUUUUUUUGUUUGUGUGUUAUUAACGUGAUGGAUGCAGGAUUAAGAAACUCUAUGGCAUCGAACAUGCCAGUCGUUUUCCUCUUCAGGAGCAGUAUCGUCUGAGAAAAAGCUCCCAUGAAAAUUGGGACAGGUUUAUUCGUAAUAGAUCUGCAAUGGAUUUUGACUAUGCACAUUUUAUGGUGACCGAAGGAUGUAAAGCUAAAGAGAUUCCGGCCAGUUCACCUUCAAGAGAAGCAUACCGAAAGCAGCUUGCGGAGAUCUUUAACAUGAACUGGAGGAUCCUUGCUUUUAAGAACAAACCACCCCCCCCCCCCCUUGGAUGGUUUUCUGAAGGAGAACUCUUCCGCUUACCAGGCCAAACCUACAAAACCCCGUCGCCACAUUCCUCAGACAUCUGAGAGGACUUUAGAUGCCCCAGAUAUUUUGGAUGAUUACUACUUCUGAAUUGGUCACAGUUGAUGAUGAAUUUGGUCCGGUUACGAGUGUUAAAUGGGCUCCCAACGGAAGGCAUGUUGCCAUUGGCUUGAAAAAAACUCUGAUGUCCAGCUUUGGGAUUCCACGGCUAACAGAUUGUUACGAACUUUGAGAGGUGGCCACCAAUCACGAGUAGGAGCCCUCGAUUGGAACAAUCAUAUACUGACAACAGGUGGGAUGGAUGGUAUGAUUUUCAACAAUGACGUCCGGGUGAGAUCACAUAUUGUGGAAACCUACAGAGGACAUAGUCAAGAAGUGUGCGGCCUAAAAUGGUCUGCCUCGGGCCAGCAGUUGGCAAGCGGAGGAAACGAUAACCUUCUCUAUAUAUGGGACAGAUCAUCGACUGCUGUUUCUUCUU